ACUCACAUCAUGACGAGCGAAUUCUCCAUUCACGUACAACCUCACAGCCGCUACAACGUUUUUGACGCAUCAGGACAACUACCAUUCAGUGUUGUGUUCGGCAUCUGCCGUCUUUCCAAGUCCGAUACGGAUCCUCGCCCACUACUUAUUGAGACUGCAGGCUCAGUGUUCGAUGUCCCAUACGCCUUGAUACAUGGCUUGCUUACCCUACAGGAGGAGCAUCCUGGGGAAGCUACAAAAUGGGUCGAUGUGGAUUUGAGUAAAAUAGGAGAAGUUGACAAGAAUACUCCAGAAUGUAUUUCUGUUCCUUCUCCAGUCAGCAGAACGAAGAACUGGAAGGACGAUAUGACGGUAUAUCUGGACCAUAUUGAUGUGAAGGGUGCUUUGGUAUCGAUGCUCAAAGUAGGCAACAGGUACAGAAUAAAACUUGCGAGUAAAGACCUCGGUGUCAGCAAAUGGACGUACGGCAACCAAGAUCAGUUUGCAGCGGCUCAUGGUGAAACGGCAAGGUUGGUCAACAGCUACUCCCAUGGCAAUGCAACAUUCAAAGUCACGGACAAGCUGUUGUUCCCACCGAAAGUGGAGGUGAGGCUACGCUUGGUUGAGAGCACGUUGCUAGAAGUUACCGUUGAAAAUACGACGGAGGAAAUCAUCACUGUACAACCUCGAGGCCACCAAAAUUUUCUUGUUCCAUGGGGCCCCAUGCAGCCAGAACCCGAUAUGCUCGACGACCGUCCAAGAAUCAUCGACUCUACGCCACAAAACUAUGCUCCGAUAUCUAGUCUCGUGGUUCUUGAUGCUGCAACGGGAGAAGUGGUCCGUGGACAUGAAGAUCUCAGCAAGUGUCACUUGAGCGACCCCAAAGCCGAUACGCGACCCAAAGUAGACGAGUUGAUAGCAUUGGAGCCUCAUAAACUGGUUACUGUUGUGCACCAGAUAGAUUGGAAGGUGCAAGGACUACAGGAUGGAAAGUACAAGAUCCGGAUGCAUCCAAAGGGUUGCCGCUGGUGGCGCGGAAAAGUUGAGAACGAGGAGGGCGAAGACGAAAAGGUUCCAGCACGACUAUGGAAAGGGGUCACUGUUCCUCUCAUGCUUGAAUCUCAGGAUGAGCUGGAAGUGACUAUCAAAGACGGAAAGGUGGACAGUGCUAUGUGA
Bipolaris victoriae FI3 is the source of this 1155-nucleotide messenger RNA. RefSeq lists its product as hypothetical. The record is from RefSeq and is a predicted model, not a curated record. The annotation marks the transcript as partial. Lineage: Eukaryota; Fungi; Ascomycota; Dothideomycetes; Pleosporales; Pleosporaceae. The transcript has a single exon.